AUGUAUUCGCUAUUUCUUCUAACACUGCUGGGUACAGCGUUAGCUGUACCGCUUAACACAAAUACUUCAGCGCAAUAUGGCCACUAUCGCUUACCUGGCGAAUCUCAUCCUACCCUCUACGAUGUUCGUUUAAUAAUUGACCCGGGAAAGACAGACACGUUCAACGGAACGGUCACUAUAAGAAUUAUCCCGGAUAUAAAUACCCAGGAAAUAGUGCUACAGGCUAUGGAAAUGACGAUUGAGAGCGUAGAAGUGUUCACAGAAGUCAACCCGACUGUUGACAUAUUUGACAGUUUUACGUUAGCCACAGAUGAUACUCACUUUUUGAGGUUGCGCAUGACACAGCAGCUGGUCGCGUUACAGCCUAUUACAGUUAAUAUAGUCUAUGUCUCUAAGUACGCUGAAAACAUGUUUGGACUGUACGUCUCAACUUUUCAGCAGCCGGGAGUCGGUCAAGUUAACUUGGUCACAUCUCAGCUGCAGCCUACGUUCGGACGCCGUGCGUUCCCUUGCUAUGACGAGCCAAAAUACAAAGCAGUUUUUAGGACAACAAUCUAUGCUCCGCCCGCGUACCCUGUUGUCAGGACCAACAUGCCUGUCCGGACGGAUUUGUCCAAGCCGGCAAUUCCUGGAUUUGUAAAGUUUGAAUUCCAAGACACCGUUGUGCAGUCGUCCUAUCUCCUUGCAUUCCUCGUGUCUAACUUUGGCCACGUCUCCAACGAGGCAAAUGAGAUCUACAACGUUCCAUUCAGGGUAUACUCUAGACCUGGUACUCAGAACACAGCAGCCUUUGCUCUUGAUUUUGGCCAGAGGAACAUGCUAGCUCUAGAACAGUACACGCAGUUCAGAUAUGCCUUACCUAAGCUCGAUAAGGUUGCUGUACCAGAUUUUGCUGCUGGUGCCAUGGAGAAUUGGGGGCUGGUUAUUUACAGAGAAAUCGCGUUACUAGUGACAGAGGGUGUGACCACCACAUCAGCUCGUCAAAGCAUCGCUAUCAUAAUCUGCCACGAGAACAUGCAUAUGUGGUUCGGAAACGAAGUCAGUCCCCAGAGCUGGACAUACACUUGGCUCAACGAGGGCUUUGCAAACUUCUUCGAGAACUUUGGAACAGAAAUGGUGCUGCCAGAGUGGCGUAUCAUGGAUCAAUACGUUUUGCUGGUACAGGGUGUCUUCCAAAACGAUGCUGUACUGAGUGUAAAUCCAAUGACACAUCCUGUAUACACUCCGUCGCAAAUUAUCGGCACAUUUAACGCUGUUGCUUACCAGAAAUCUGGUUCGGUCAUUCGUAUGAUGCAACACUUCCUAACACCAGAAGUCUUCCGUCGUGGUCUAGUACUCUAUUUGGUGGCCAAUUCUCGUACUGCUGUUACACCACCAAACCUAUAUGUGUCUCUGCAGCAAGCUCUUGAUGAGUCGUCUCACAGGUUGCCCUUCCCAGUAGCUACUAUUAUGGAGCGAUGGACUACCCAGGGAGGUUUCCCAGUACUCAGCGUAGAGAGACAAGCCGCUACAGCACAAUCUAUUUCUAUCGCCCAACGCCGGUAUCUCACUGAUCCUGCGUUAUCGUCUUCAGAGCAAUGGCAUGUCCCAGUCAACUGGGUUUUAUCAACAAACCCUAACUUCAAUGACACAAGCGCUCAGGCUUGGCUUCAACCCAAUAGCCCAGCCUUGGCUGUUGACAUUCCUGGUUUGUCUGAUGCUGAAUGGUACAUCAUCAAUAAGCAGCAAACCGGUUACUACCGAGUCAACUACGACCUUCGGAACUGGCGUGCUUUAGCGAAUGCCUUACAAACAUCCCACGAAGUUAUCCAUCUUCUUAAUCGUGCGCAGAUUGUUGACGACUCUUUCAACUUGGCUAGAACUGGACGACUUGAUUACGAGUUUGCUCUAGACGUUUCUCGUUAUUUGGUAAACGAAUCUGAUUACAUACCAUGGGGAUCAGCCAACAACGCAUUUGCUUACUUGGAUGUAGUUCUAUCUGGAACAGAUGCGUAUCCACAUUUCCAGGAAUACGUGCGCGAGCUCUCAGCCCCGCUGUACCAGAGACUUGGCUUCGUCGCACAAGCUGAUGAGGAGCACGUAACAGCUUUCCAUCGCAACAUCGUCUUAAAUCUGAACUGUCGCCAUGGCAACGCACAUUGUGUCAACCAAUCGCAGGAAUUAUUGCAACAGUUUAGGAAUAAUCCCAACCAGCGACUUAACCCUGACAUACAGACUGUAGUAUUCUGCUCCGGACUCCGUGGGGGCGACGUUGAUAACUUCAACUUCCUGUGGGAAAGAUACAGGGCCAGCCAAGACUCAAGCGAACAAUCCAUUCUCCUUAAUUCCUUGGCUUGUACAUCAAAUCCCAAUUUAAGGAACUUCUUCCUCAAUCAAGUGGUAAAUAGCACAACGCCUGUGCGGGAACAGGACAGACAUACGAUUGUCGUUGCGACCAUUAACUCGAGCCCUGAAGGCAUGGAGGCAGCCCUGGACUUUGUCCUUGAACACUUCGCUUCCAUUCAAAAUAGGGUACAAGGUCUCACUGGCACUGCUAACAUCUUAAACGCUUUUGCCAGAAGAUUAACAACAAGUGCUCAUUCUCAAAAGAUCAACACGUUUGUCAGUCGUUACCAAAACAUCUUCUCUGCGUCUGAACUAGCGGCUGUGGGCAGUAUUCGUGAAAAUCUCGCGUCUUCUAUUGCUUGGAGCCAAAACAAUUACCAAACAGUUCGGAAUUGGUUUGAUGCAUACUAUCGUAGUAGUGCUAUUGCUGUUACCUCUAGUUUCAUCAUCUUCAUCUCUUUUCUUGUUACAAUCAUUAAUCAGUAG
Messenger RNA from Leptosia nina, 2811 nucleotides. The record is from the annotation of a GenBank genome assembly. NCBI's taxonomy places the organism in Eukaryota, Metazoa, Arthropoda, Insecta, Lepidoptera, Pieridae.